Darwinula stevensoni is the source of this 503-nucleotide messenger RNA. Lineage: Eukaryota; Metazoa; Arthropoda; Ostracoda; Podocopida; Darwinulidae. The record is from the annotation of a GenBank genome assembly.
GGGACUCGGACCCGCACAUUUCCAUUGUUCCUCGGCGGAAUGAAGGAAAUGUCUUGGGUCUUCGCGCUCUUCCUCGUCUUUUCCAUAUGGGAUCCGUGGAACCCGAAGAGGGGCGCGCUGGUGCGCGGCGCGAAGGAUGGACGCUCCUUGGGCGGGACCUGGUCCUUCUCGCUCCAGCAGCAGGCCUGCCUCGUCGCCACGUCGCCCUUCAACUGCAAGUUGUGCAUUCAGCAAGCUGGACACUCUUUUUGGCUCUUCGAAUCCAUCACGACCAAGCAAUCGAUCCUGUCGGCCAUCGUCGCCUGUUUCACGAACGACACCAACCUGAACGUCCGAUACGGGACCUGCCGGGAUAACCUCAACGCAACCGCGGCGACGACCACGACCCCGGCUAAAGACGCAGUGAACUUCUCCCUCUGCGUCGGGAGGAUCAAUGCUCAAACCAUCACUGGGUAAUUCGUGCCUGGGUAAUUCGUGCCUGUCAUCCCCUUGAAACUUUUUGC